This is a messenger RNA of Megalops cyprinoides (Indo-Pacific tarpon), 2143 nucleotides long. It is a transcript of the gene ggt5b, whose product is annotated as gamma-glutamyltransferase 5b. NCBI's taxonomy places the organism in Eukaryota, Metazoa, Chordata, Actinopteri, Elopiformes, Megalopidae. Gene Ontology annotation, molecular function: glutathione gamma-glutamate hydrolase; leukotriene-C(4) hydrolase activity. Gene Ontology annotation, biological process: glutathione catabolic process; inflammatory response; leukotriene D4 biosynthetic process. The coding region runs from base 56 to 1732 and encodes 558 amino acids. The record is from RefSeq and is a predicted model, not a curated record. The transcript is spliced from 12 exons. Gene Ontology annotation, cellular component: plasma membrane.
AACGCUUUACUCUCACUCUGAAGUUUUGACGAGCGCUUGAGCUGUUCCUGGAGCCAUGGCAAAGUCCAAGUCAAGAUUCUGCUGCUUCUUGUGUCUAGCGCUACUGUGCGUAAUUUCGAUCGUCGUUGUGUGUAUAGCGGUAUUUGCCAACCGAAGAUGUCCCGAAGGAGAGUUCAAACGCGCAGCGGUAGCCGCAGACUCGCAAACAUGCUCGGAGAUUGGCAGGGACAUGCUGCUACAGGGGGGCUCAGCAGCGGAUGCUGCCAUUGCAGCCCUACUUUGCACCUCUCUGGUCAACCCUCAGAGCAUGGGUCUGGGUGGGGGGGCCAUCUUCACUAUCCUGGAGAAGAGUGGCCAGGCCAAAGUCAUAAAUGCGCGAGAGACAGUUCCAAAGAUGCACAGACCCAACCUGCUGAAAGACUGCCCAGAAACUUUCAAGCCAAUAAUUGGCAGUCAAUGGAUUGGCAUCCCUGGGGAAAUUCGUGCUUAUGAGCUUGUCCACAGCCGCUAUGGGAGGCUGCCGUGGGCAAAAUUGUUCGAGCCCUCCAUCAGAUUGGCACGGGAGGGCUUCCCCUGCCCCCCUGCCUUGAGCCGCUACCUUCAACAUCACCUCUUCAAGCCAUUGGUGGAGGGGUCGCGUCUGUGUGAGGUAUUCUGCAAUGGGAACAAAACAGCAUUGAAACUUGGAGAAAUACUGAAGUACCCACAAUUGGCGGAAACCAUGGAGACCAUUGCUAAGGAAGGGGCGGAUGCCUUCUAUAAAGGCAAGAUCGCAAGAAACCUGAUCCAGGAUGUGCAAGCUGCAGGUGGUACAUUAGUGAUGGAGGAUCUGGAAUCUUUCCAAGCCAAAGUGACGGAUGCAUGGACAGUUCCCUUGGGAGACUAUAUGAUGUACAUUCCCCCACCGCCAGCAGGGGGAGCGAUUCUUGGCUUCAUCCUCAAUGUAAUGAAGGGCUUCAACCUCACACCCAGCUCCAUUGAGGAUGACAAAAAAGUCCUGACCUUUCACCGGUAUGUUGAGGCCUCCAAGUUUGCAAACGGACAGAAGCACAACAUUCGAGAUCCCAGCUUCAACCCCGGGAAAGAUGCAUCUUGGUUGAUAAAGGAUGCAUUUGCGGAUCAUAUCAGGAAGAUGAUCAGCAGUGACGCUACCCAUGAAUUGCCGUAUUACAAUGUCACGCCCUCCCCUGAUCAUUUCGGCACCACCCACGUGUCCGUGCUGGCCGAGGAUGGCACUGCAGUGUCCGUCACCAGCACCAUCAACCACAUUUUUGGCUCCACCGUAUACUCUCCCAAAACUGGGAUCAUCCUCAACAAUGAGCUGGCUGAUUUCUGUGGAAAAGCCCUCACCAUCUCUGCUGGUGAGCAGCCUCCCUCCUCCAUGGCCCCUGCAGUACUGCUCUCUCCAUCCAGGAAAAAAACCCUGGUUGUCGGAGGAUCUGGGGGCAGCUUAAUCACCACAGCAAUGGCUCUGUCUAUCAUUAACCACUUGUGGUUGGGGAAGGCUCUCAAUGAAUCCAUCGCUGCCCCUGUGGUGUUUGUGGAUUCCAAGAACACUUUGCAGUUUGAGUCCGGGUUCGACGAGUCCGUGAAGGAAAAGCUGAAACAAAUGGGACAUUCCGUGGAGAACUUGAAGUUCCCCCUUAAUGUGGUGAACAGUGUGUCGAAGGAGGGCCACUGCAUCAGCGCUGUGUCUGACAAGAGGAAGCUUGGGAAGGCUGCCGGCUACUGAGGGUGCUGGCGGCCAGUCGCCCUGUCAGCAACACCGCCGCCGUGGCACUCGUCUUGCUGGGUAUCUCAGAGGAAGACUGCUAUUGGUUAUUGGGGUACCAGCGAUGUCUUAAUGACCUCAGAGGGGGCUGGUCUGAUACCCGCUCUCAUUACAUUGACUGUGUUCCGCUGGGUUCUGUCCAAUGACCAGAACACGCAUGGGGCUGUCUUGAUCCAUGACCCUGACCGCCCCUACCUGAUGAGCCUGAUGAGCCCUCCCUGAGUACUCAUACCCACUCCUUCAUCCCACACCAUCUACAAACAAAGAGGAAGAAAUCAGAAGGCACUGUAUGGAAGUCAUGGCAUUGAGUAGAGCAAAAUUUUUAUCUGUACAUUAUUUUGAUGACUCACAAGGUCAUUGCAGUUAUUAUUA